Molecule: messenger RNA, 1485 nt
Organism: Saccoglossus kowalevskii
Lineage: Eukaryota; Metazoa; Hemichordata; Enteropneusta; Harrimaniidae
Product: solute carrier family 49 member A3-like
Biological process (GO): transmembrane transport
Cellular component (GO): membrane
Molecular function (GO): transmembrane transporter activity
Source: RefSeq, a predicted model, not a curated record
AUGGAUAGUGGUUCUGAAAGUGAACAGCUCUACAAGGAGGAGAAGACCAACAUUCAAUACCGAGAGAUACAGCGCAACAACGAUGAUGGUCAGUUAUCGUCGGUGCAGGUUCCCGUAGUUAACACUGUCAACGUAGAAGAGUUCAAAUUGUACAAGCGACGAUGGUUUGUUCUAUUGUUGGUUACGUUGCAUGCUACGUCUGCACAAAUGAUCUGGUUAUCGUUCAGUCCCGUGGCAACCGAGGCGGCUGAAGUGUAUUCUGUCAAUCCAUCGAGUAUUAAUCUGUUUUCACUGAUAUAUUUAAUUCUAUCUAUUCCAAUGGGGUUUGUGGCAACGUGGCUCCUGGAUACCUUCAGCAUUAGACUAUCGUUAAUUCUGGCAUCCUGGUUGAAUACUAUUGGUAGCAUCAUUAGAGUACUCAGUACUAUGGAUUUUGUCAGUUCCUCGUAUACAUUUCCAGUGGCAAUGGCUGGUCAAGUGGUCGCAGCUACGGCAUAUCCGGUAUUCACCUCAUGCCCGUCCAAAGUCUCUAAUAAGUGGUUCCCUAAAAACCACAGAACGUUUGCAACGAUGGUGGCGUCGUUUCCCGGUGGAUAUUUGUUUGCCAGCCUCAUAUCUCCCAGGUUGUUAAAACAUACUGACAUACACAGUAUACAGUUAUUGCUUAUAGUGUAUUGCGUUCCUGCAGCUAUCGGGACAGUCCUUGCAACAUUCGGUUUGUGUAGCAGUAUACCACCAUCACCGCCUUCAGCAGCUGCACAGCAGCAAGACGAACCAUUUUGGCCAGGUCUGAAAAAGAUAUUACAAAUUAAAGCAUAUUGGUUGUUACUAUUGUGCGUGGGAUGUGAUAUUGGUAUAUUCAAUGCGACUACUUUAUUGUUAGAACAAAUACUGUGUCCCAAUGGAUAUACAGCGACGUUUUCAGGUAUCUGUGGAGCAUUAAUCAUCGGUGUUGGAUUAAUUGGAAUGAUUACGUUCAGCCUUAUUUUAGAUAGAACCAAAUUAUACCAAGAACUUAUUAUCAUCGCCAUUGGUAUUGGUACAACAGCACUUGUUGUCUUCGGAGGGGUGUUAACCAUUCCUGAUAUUGAAACAGUACUCAUCGUCCUAGCGUCGCUGUCUGGGUUUGGUCUGUUGGCAUCACUUCCACUGACACUAGAAUUAGCUGUAGAAACAACGUAUCCUAUUGCCCAGGCAACAUCAGCAGGAUUAAUAAUAGUCUCAGGUCAUAUACAAGGAAUAGCUUAUACUUUUAUAAUGCAAGCACUUAAACGACCAUUACCGGCGUAUAAAAUGAAAACACAAACAUGUGUUCAAGACGCACAAGAUAUGACAGUGUCCACAAUAUUUUCUGGAGCCUUACUCACAGUUUCUUUUAUAAUAUUUGUGAUAUUCUUCAAAACGGAAUACAAGAGAAGAAAAAAGGAAUUUUCUGCAGAGUCAGGAGUAAAUGUUCAAACAAAUGUGAACGAGACUUGUUAUUGA